Messenger RNA from Oppiella nova, 1095 nucleotides. The record is from the annotation of a GenBank genome assembly. Lineage: Eukaryota; Metazoa; Arthropoda; Arachnida; Sarcoptiformes; Oppiidae.
AUGUCUUCGGAUGGAUUCAAUCGACGUGAAAGAGUUGUCAAUAGAAAUGGCGACACAAAUGAGGAGAACGUGUCUCGAGUGGUGUCUCAAGAAGUGUCGCCCGAAAGCACACAAAACCAGAGUAUUGUGAAGCGAGUGAUGAGUCUAAUGACACUCUCGAUGACUAUUCUUGUGAUGGUUUACUACACGACUCAAUGCAAUGACACCAAAGAGCUAGUGAUGGCUUCGGCCACACAAUCCAUAAGGGGUUCACCGUUAGGACGACAAGUCAUGUGUUCUCAAGACUAUACCGAAGACAGAGUUCGGUUCCCUUCGUGUGCGCCUCAAAGAUGCGGUCGUUUUGUGUCCGAUUCGGUGGUCACGCAAUCGGAAGCCAAACACCUGUUGUCAGUCGCGAAGAGAGGCCUAUCAUUGGGCGGCUCUUCGGGUCCCAUCUCAGCCCUCGACUUACAUACGGGCGUCCUUUCGAUGGCCACUAAUUUCGUGAAUAUCUAUGAACUCAUGGAAAGGACACAAAGAAAGGAAGAGGACCUCAAAGAGCUGUUCACCGAAAAAGAUCUAAAAGUCUACAGACGGGUGACGAACAGAAUCCGCAAAACGAUUGCAAUUCACUUCGGCGUCCCAUCGGCUGAGCUGUACUUAUCGGUCGGUCCGACGAUUUUCGCGAGACAUACGACGAAGAGACCCAAAACCAAAGAGGACGUGUAUUGGGGCCGACACGUCGAUAAACGGUUAAACAAGUGUUUUCAGUUCACUUCUGUGCUCUAUUUGGCGACAUAUGGCUCGGACUUCACGGGCGAACGCUUCGCAUUCAUGGACCAGAUGUCGAACACAACAAUUGAGCCUAAAUUGGGACGACUGUCGGCGUAUACGUCCGGCUCAGAGAACUGGCACUUCGUCGAGAGGGUCACCUCUGGGACCCGAUAUACGUUGCUUAUGGCCUUCACCUGUGACCCAAAGUUGGCCAAAAAAUACCCACAGAUUAUUAGACCGCAGACAUGCGCUCAACCACUUUGUUGGUUGUAUAGAGUAGGCUGUCCAACCUUGAAUAUACUUAAACCCAAACAAAUAAAAUUAUUACAUAAUUUAGACUAA